Mauremys reevesii (Reeves's turtle) is the source of this 2239-nucleotide messenger RNA. It is a transcript of the gene PLAAT1, whose product is annotated as phospholipase A and acyltransferase 1. The record is from RefSeq and is a predicted model, not a curated record. NCBI's taxonomy places the organism in Eukaryota, Metazoa, Chordata, Testudines, Geoemydidae. The coding region runs from base 164 to 673 and encodes 169 amino acids. Gene Ontology annotation, cellular component: cytoplasm. Gene Ontology annotation, biological process: N-acylphosphatidylethanolamine metabolic process. Gene Ontology annotation, molecular function: glycerophospholipid phospholipase A1 activity; A2-type glycerophospholipase activity. The transcript is spliced from 5 exons.
GAAAAGUGACUUCUGAUAGGGAAGCCCGCAAGAGCGGUCAUGCGCCUCUCCCCGGCAGCGCAGGCAGCAUUCCCCCAGGAGUAUAGAAGCUUGAGAUGGAAAAGGCCCCGGAUGGCAUCUCCUCUAGCCCAUCCCCUGCUGCAGUGACUUCUCCCCCCAGCAGAUGGCGGCUAAUGACAGCUUCAGUCUGGCGUAUCCGGGCAGCCCCCAGCCCGGGGACCUGAUCGAGAUUUUCCGGCCGGCGUAUCAGCACUGGGCUCUGUAUCUGGGGGAUGGGUACAUCGUCAAUGUGGCGCCUGUCGAGGAAGGUGCCGCGUCGUCGCUGGUGAGUGCCAAGUCUGUGUUCAGCAGGAAGGCCCUGGUGAAGAUGCAGCUCCUGAAGGACGUGGUGGGGAGCGACACGUACAGAAUCAGCAACAAGUAUGACGACGUCUACGCCCCACUGCCCGUGGAGGAGAUCAUCCGGCGCUCGGAGUUCCUCAUCGGCCAGGAGGUGUCCUACGACCUCCUCGGCAACAACUGCGAGCACUUUGUGACCCUGCUGCGCUACGGGGAGGGGGUCUCCGAGCAGGCCAACAGAGCAAUCAGUGCCAUUGGGUUUGUAACAGCUGCUGCUGGAGCUGUCUCAUUGUUGGGCUUUUUCCAGAACAGAUCCAGGGAGCGGCAUUAUUAACCAUGUACCAUGAGAAACUUACAGCAUGUGAUGGUUGGAUUCCAGAUUGGAAUGGAACUAGCGCAAUCCAUGGAUAAAGCUACAAUAGACACUUGUUGCCAAGGACGUCACUGUUGCCAAGGUCACUAUGCUCGUUUUUGUCAUAGCAACUUGUAUUCAGUUGCAGAUGAUGAUUUUCUUGCUAACCUCAGGGGACUCCCUGGCAAAUUCUUCAUCCUCACUGGUGCUGUUUUGCUGGUGACUGGGCCUGAGCCAACAGAAGAACUUUAUGCACAAUUGCUGCUGACAGUUUUUAUAGACUCGGCUUGCUGGGGUUUUUCAGUGAAUAAUUUAUAUUUUUUUACCAGUUUGGAGAAACGUUUUUAUGUGUUUUGAAAAAGAAUAUUCAUGAAACUUACAAAUAUUCUGAGGGGCCUUUUCCCCAUCCCACGACCGGUGGGUUUUACAAGUGGAAGAUCGCAACUGCUUAGAUCUGUGGUGUGUGCUGUGUGGUGUGGUACUGUGCACAGGGGCGUACUCUGCGCCUGCGAGGCUGGAACGCACAGCUGCUCUCCAGGUCACAGGAGAUGGGACGCAGGAGCAGGUCCCUUCUCUUGAAAGGGAGAGAAGGGUCCCUUCUUAUUUUUAAAUGGGUGUUUUGUCUUGGAUGUGAUGCUCUUUUGCUUUAAGAAAUAGACCUUUUUCCCACCGGUGAAAUGAUUCCUGCGUGCCGUUCCUCUGGACCGGUCUGGUUCACGCUCAGACCACCACAGGGAGGCAGAACCAAGAACGCGACCGCAGCAUUUUCUGGCUACUCUGUGCUCCUGUCCAGCACCCAGUGUUUUUUCUGGACUGCCUGUGCUCAGACAGGCUGCUAUAGCUGGGAACUGCUAGCACUGAACCCUACCUCUCCUGGUUUCUUAAUGAGCCCCGGGGCUUGGACCUGCCCUGAGCCAAGAUGGGGAAAAUAACUCUAAAUCCUGCAAAACCAGUCCUUGGUCUGGAGCUGUUCACCCCCCAGAGCCUCAGCCAGAAACUGAGCUUGAGCCCGUGUUUAAAUUCAGUUCUUGGUCUUCUCCUCCUGCUGGUUGGAGGGUAGAUCCAGCGCUCCGGAAGUGGUGUGGGGAGUGUGCCAAAGAAAGCAAGUUGCGUGUAUUGCAGAUUCUGUUAGCAUCGGUUCACCUGCCAGUCCCAUGUGGGUGACACCUGGGUUUUUUGUAAUGAAUCUGGUUUUGUGCUUGAGUGAUUUAGUAGCGUUCUCACUGGCUUGCAGCUAGUGUAACUGGCCCACAGGUCUGGCCCUGUUCUUUGAAGCCUGAAAACAAGAUACUACGGUGCUGGCUCUCACGCUGUGCCACUCCACUGACUGCAGUCAGGCACAGGCCAACCCACCGUCUGGCUCAGGGUAUUUACUGCAAAGUCUUGUCUGCCGUUGAACACGUCCCUACUUGAAUCAGAGCUUUUUUAUUGUCGGCUGUUUCCGUGUUUGUGGGACUGAAUCUGAUGUUCAGUUGUAUAUUGUCGUGCACUGUUGUCUAGUGUUUCCCUUUCUUCUUAAACUAAAUUGGAUAUUAAAUACAGCAAAAA